AUGGACGCAUCGACCGAGCCAAUGCCAUCCCUCGAGGCACGUCUCAGUGUCAUCGACUGGAGCCGACUCCAGGGCAACGACGCCGGCGAGAGGAACAAACUCGUCGCGGCAUGCGAGGAUCAAGGCUUCUUCUACCUCGAUCUGAGCUGCGACGAGGCCUUUUUGAAAGAUUGGCAAGGUGUCCUCGACUUCAUGGCAGAGUACUUUCAUCAGGACGUAGGCGACAAGAUGAAGGACGAUCGUAAGAGCGACACGCACGGAUACGAGCCGGUCGCAACCUCAACCGGCGCAGACGGAAAUCAGCUCGACUACUACGAGUCCCUCAAGGCCUCCAGGGAUGAGUUGCUGCGACGAGAUGGCCGUCUCGCGCCGUCCAUCAAAGAAAACCACGAGCUCUUGCUGCGCUUCACCAGCGCCGCGCAGCAUGUGUGCAUGAGCAUCCUCGGCCACCUCGACAUUGGUCUCGACGGCGACACGUCCUCCAAGCUGGUCGACUUCCACCGACAGGGACGGGAAUCUCUCACGACGCUCUCCAUGUUUCGCUACCCCAAGCAGGACACCUUCGCCCUCGGCGUCGGCCACAACAAGCACACCGACAUUGGCACCUUGACUUUCCUCCUCUGCCGGCAGUGGGGACUCCAAGUGCUGUCCAAGGAGCCCGCCGGAUGGCGGUUCGUCGCUCCCAUGCCGCGCCAUGCCAUCAUCAACGUCGGUGAUACUCUGCGCUUCCUCUCCGGCAACCGGCUGCGCUCGGCCGUCCACAAAGUCACUCCCACCCGGGGGCUUCAGCACGAAGACCGUUACAGCAUUGCCUACUUCUUGAGAGCGGAGAACGACAUCCACUUUACCGACAGUGUCGGGCGCCGAAUCUCGGCAAAGCAAUGGCAUGAUGAGAAGUUUGACGUGUUCAGGGAGACGCACGAGAAGCAGGCGCAGAUGCCCAUCUUGACAGGCGGCAUGGAGCGGAUGGAAAGCAUUGUAGUUUAG
Molecule: messenger RNA, 987 nt
Organism: Metarhizium album ARSEF 1941
Lineage: Eukaryota; Fungi; Ascomycota; Sordariomycetes; Hypocreales; Clavicipitaceae
Product: Oxoglutarate/iron-dependent oxygenase
Exons: 3
Coding region: 1-987 (328 amino acids)
Molecular function (GO): dioxygenase activity
Source: RefSeq, a predicted model, not a curated record